UAUAAAUCAUAUAUAAUCUAAACCAAAAACUACAAUUUGAAAAAAGGAAAGCUAUCUAUCCAUCAUUUCUUCCGAUCAUCAUCAUGGAGGUGAACACUCGACUGACUCGAGAAGAACAUCCAUUCCAAGAUUCAUCUGCAUGGUUUCUACGGUACCUUGACCACCAAGGCGACUGGCUUGAAAAAACUAGGGGAAACCUGGUCGUUGCUGCAACAGUCAUAGCUGCAAUGAGCUUUGGGGUAAUGGUGAACCCUCCAGGCGGUGUUUGGCAGAGUGAAGAUUGUUCCUCCAAAGGCCAAACUACUUUUCAAACCAGAACUUGUGAGGGGAAGCUUGGGACUUCGAUACUAGAGCACAAUCCUUCAAAGCGUAUCUUCUAUCUUGGCAUGGUCAUUAGCAAUUUGGUAUCGUUUUCCGCCUCAAUGGGUAUCAUUUUCCUCGUCAUCAUUGGCUUCCGAUUCAGGAACCGGUUAAUAAUGACGAUCAUGGUCAUGUUUAUGGUGGUGGCGGUUCUAUGUAUAUCGGCAGCCUUCUUCUUUGCUGCGGGGUUGGUUCAACACGAGGAUGAUUUCAUCGAGAAGAUUCUUCAAAUUUAUUUGGGAUUUUGGGUUUUGCUUCCUGUUUUAGUAAUCCUGAUCCAAUUAGUGCGGUUUUUAUGGUGGGUUAUUAGGUUCAUAUGUUGUGGUUGUGGACGUCGACCACGGUCUACUCCACGGUUGCUGCCUUUGGCUCUGCCACCUGUCCGUUGACGAAGAGGAGGACCCAUGGCUCGAACCGACGUGUUAAAUGGAAAUACUGUCAGCAAUGUGAUAAGUAGAAUAAAGCUCUCCCAUGUUGAUCAUUUUAAAAAGAUUUCUAUUGUAUGUGUGAUCUUAUUGUUUACGGAGUCGUCACUAGCUCUCAAUGGGCCUAAUGUAAGACUUUAAAAUGUGUCCCUCAUUUACUGAAAAAUAUCUUAUACUAGAAACCAUCUAAAUAAAUGUGAAUUCCUUAUAAA
Arabidopsis thaliana (thale cress) is the source of this 997-nucleotide messenger RNA. Its product is annotated as ankyrin repeat protein. The transcript has 2 exons. Gene Ontology annotation, cellular component: membrane. NCBI's taxonomy places the organism in Eukaryota, Viridiplantae, Streptophyta, Magnoliopsida, Brassicales, Brassicaceae. The coding region runs from base 84 to 749 and encodes 221 amino acids. The record is from RefSeq and is marked reviewed.